Molecule: messenger RNA, 2037 nt
Organism: Prosopis cineraria
Lineage: Eukaryota; Viridiplantae; Streptophyta; Magnoliopsida; Fabales; Fabaceae
Product: serine hydroxymethyltransferase 3, chloroplastic
Exons: 12
Coding region: 178-1764 (528 amino acids)
Biological process (GO): folic acid metabolic process; L-serine catabolic process; tetrahydrofolate interconversion
Cellular component (GO): cytoplasm
Molecular function (GO): serine binding; pyridoxal phosphate binding; zinc ion binding
Source: RefSeq, a predicted model, not a curated record
CCAACCUAAAUCUCUCCCCAUGUCUCGUGCGCGCGCCGUACCUGAAGUCUAAAACGUUGCCUCCGCCGCUUCGCUGUUAUCGUCGCCACGGUCGUCAAUUCGGUGUGCGUCCUCUGUGCUCGUUUCCCAUCUCUUCUCUUCUUCCUUGGACUCUUAAUUGUAAAAUCAUAAACGAGGAUGCAAGUCUGUGGUAGAGUUGCAAUGAUGGGCUCGGGGCAACAAUUUGCAUGCACCAAGGUGCUGAAUUUUCCUGCUAAUAGGUGUGACAGCUAUGGAUUUACGCCUCAAGUGAAGCUCAAUAAUGUGAAGGCUUGUAGGGCAUCUUAUGUUGAAGGAAGUUUGGUCAGUGGAAAGCCAUCUACUCUCUCCGUCUCUGUGCCUGAAAUAGGAGGUGAUCAAAGUAGCUUUCUGGAUUAUGGCUUGAGUGAAGCUGAUCCUGAGGUGUAUGCUAUUGUUGGCAAGGAAAAGAACCGACAGUAUAAAAGCCUUGAGCUUAUUGCUUCAGAAAAUUUUACAUCGAGGGCAGUGAUGGAAGCAGUUGGUUCAUGCCUCACAAAUAAGUACUCAGAAGGUUUGCCUGGCAAAAGGUACUAUGGUGGAAAUGAGCACAUUGAUGAGCUUGAAAUACUAUGCCAACAGAGAGCAUUAGCUGCAUUUCACUUGGAUGGGAAUAAGUGGUGUGUAAAUGUUCAACCGUUAUCCGGUUCUCCAGCCAAUUUUGAGGUUUACACUGCAAUUCUUAAGCCACAUGAUCGAAUAAUGGGUUUGGACUUGCCUCAUGGGGGACAUUUAUCUCAUGGAUUCAUGACUCCUAAAAGGCGUGUAUCAGGCACAUCAAUCUAUUUUGAAUCUAUGCCUUAUCGACUUGAUGAAUCAACAGGCCUCAUUGAUUAUGAUAUGCUCGAGAAAACUGCUAACCUCUUCCGACCAAAACUCAUCAUUGCUGGUGCUAGUGCUUAUCCUCGAGACAUUGACUAUCCACGGAUGAGGAAAAUUGCAGAUGAAGUUGGUGCUUUUCUUAUGAUGGAUAUGGCUCAUAUCAGUGGACUUGUUGCUGCUGGUGUGCUUGCUGAUCCCUUCGAAUUCUGUGAUAUUGUGACAACCACAACCCACAAGUCUCUUAGAGGUCCAAGAGGUGGUAUGAUAUUCUUCAAGAAAGACUCUGUGCACGGUGUUGAUCUAGAGUCUGCCAUUAAUAAUGCUGUUUUUCCAGGCCUACAAGGUGGUCCUCAUAACCACACAAUUGGAGGACUAGCAGUUUGUUUGAAAUAUGCCCAAGCCCCAGAAUUUAAGGUUUAUCAAAACCAGGUCGUCUCUAACUGUAGAGCUCUAGCUAAUCGAUUGAUUGAACAUGGCUACAAAUUGGUUUCUGGUGGAAGUGAUAAUCACCUGGUUCUUGUCGAUCUGAGGCCAUCUGGCAUUGAUGGUGCUCGGGUGGAGAAAAUUCUUGACAUGGCCUCUAUAACCCUCAAUAAAAACUCAGUGCCUGGUGAUAAAAGUGCCCUGGUUCCUGGAGGCAUUCGGAUAGGAUCGCCGGCAAUGACAACAAGAGGACUAGGAGAGAGAGAGUUUGUUCUAAUAGCAGACUUCAUUCAUGAGGGUAUACAAAUAGCACUUGAAGCCAAACGACUGGCCCCGGGAACAAAGCUCCAAGACUUCAUGCAGUUUCUGUCAUCCCCUGAAUUUCCUUUGAAAGACCGAAUUUCAAACCUUCGUGAAAAAGUUGAAGCACUCACUACUCAGUAUCCAAUUCCUGGAGUCUAAGUGGUGAAGUAUUAAAUGAUAGAUUUGCAUUUUGUUCUACUCUUAAGGGGGUAUUGAGAUGCUUCAUUUAGGUAAUACAAUAAAUAAAGUAUUUUCUUUGAUCUUUCCCCCUUUUAUGGUCAAGCUGGGCAAAAUGUCUCAUUUAGUUCCCAAAAUGAGUUUCAUUUUGUAUACUGUUAAAUUUUAUGUUGACUGUAAUAUACUGAAUUGCACUUUGGGAGAGGAUGUUGGCCAAUUUUGAUCCAUCAAAUAAUAUUAAAGGAAUUGUAUCAA